CAUUAACACGGCUUCGACGUGGAAAGUGUAGCAUCCACCAUUCAGCAAGCGGAAGAAAUCUUCUGGAUUCAUUCUAUCACCAUGCUUGUUGCUAGUUUGAGAGACAGUUUAGUUUGUUGAAGAAACACGAGAAAUGGUGAGGGUUUUCCUUGACACACACCGAGCAUUGAUGGCGAAUCCCAUGAGACUGAGACUCAGAUCAUUUGCAUCUUCCGCUUCUGCUCUGAAAUGGGAAGGCGGGGUUUCCAUGGUUCAGGGAGCUUCUCGAGGAAUUGGCCUUGAAUUUGUUAAACACUUGCUGGAAAGGAAUGAAAAAGGGCAUGUUAUUGCCACUUGCCGUAAUCCUAAUGGGGCAACAGGGCUUCUUGAAUUAAAAAAUCAGUUUGCUGAACGCCUUAAUAUUUUACCAUUGGAUCUGACUGUUGAAAGUACUAUAGAGGAGUCAGCAAAGUCCGUAACAGAAAGAUAUGGCUCUCUCAACCUUCUCAUUAAUGCAUCAGGCAUUCUUUCAAUACCCAAUGUAUUGCAACCAGAAACAACAUUGAGCAAAUUAUGCAAGUCAUCUUUAAUGCUUGCUUAUGAGGUUAAUGCUGUUGGUCCUAUUUUAGUGAUCAAGCAUAUGUGGCCUCUCCUCAAAGCUGGAGGAGGUUUUGGCACUGAAAGGGAUGUUGCUGUUGUGGCCAACUUAAGUGCCAGAGUUGGUUCCAUUGGAGACAAUCGACUAGGGGGCUGGCACUCCUAUCGUUCUUCAAAGGCUGCACUUAAUCAAUUGACGAAAACUAUUUCAGUUGAGUUUGCAAGGAAGAAAGACCCAAUUGCAUGCAUUCUUUUGCACCCAGGCACAGUGGAUACAGAUCUGUCUAGGCCAUUCCAAAGAAAUGUUCGUGCUGACAAGCUUUUCACCAAAGAGUUCUCAGUGCAAAAGCUCUUGAACAUCAUUAACAAUACAAAACAUCAGGACAAUGGCAAGUUCUUUGCAUGGGAUGGUCAGGAAAUUCCUUGGUGAUUUACAAAUUUCCAUCUUGAUACACAACAUGAAGAGAUCAUAUUUGGUAUUAAUGACUGUUACAUUGUCAUAUUGGUUUAUUGUGUUUUGAACUUGUUCGAUUUUGUUGAAGUUUCAGUCAUUACUUUGAUGAUAUCAGUAGACUUUGAUCAUA
Molecule: messenger RNA, 1160 nt
Organism: Theobroma cacao (cacao)
Lineage: Eukaryota; Viridiplantae; Streptophyta; Magnoliopsida; Malvales; Malvaceae
Product: NAD(P)-binding Rossmann-fold superfamily protein
Cellular component (GO): cytoplasm
Molecular function (GO): oxidoreductase activity
Source: RefSeq, a predicted model, not a curated record